AUGGUGUUGUGGGCACACGAAAUACCCGAUCCGCAUCAGCGCUGCUAUAAGACCAAAAAUUUAACGACAAUCACAAAGCAAAAGAUGGAUUUACCGAGCUCGAAUGACGUGAAACCACCACCACCACCAGAGGCAGAAUGGUGCAAUUUGGAUUCAACUGGCUCGUCGUUUUUGCUUCCGGAAGGCUGGCCAACUAUGGAGUUCUUUGUCGAUUCUCGUUCAAAAGGCCCAGCAAAUAGCGCUUCAAAAAUUCUUAACGAUUGGGAAAAUCGUGUUUUUUGCAUUGAAGGGCGUGGUGGUAGGGUGGGAUCAUGCGUCUUAUUGAAUAAGCAGCACAUUUUGACCGCUGCGCACUUAUCCUUCAAGCUUGGAGAAUGCUACCCAAUCAAAGGACCCGGUUUGGAGGGCAGUUUGGAUCUGCGCGUGCGCUGCGAUUUCAUUUCUAACCAUUUCGAUUUCGCCGUACUUAGUUCGGAUGCUCUUCAAGACCUCGAGCUGUCUACAGACGCACUGAAGCGCGGCUCUAAAUAUUUCAUAAUGGGCUAUCCAAACGGCGUCGAAGCUUCUAGGCCGACAAUCACAAAAGGAAUCAUCAAAGAGUGGAUGGUGGAUGGCAUUCAUCUAGUCGGAACACCUGGUUCAAAGCGAGGCUGCGCAGGCGCUCCGGUCUUUGAUGAUACUAGACGUUUGGCAGGAAUAUUGAUGGGGAGUGCAACAGCUCGAUUAGAUCAACUAAAGAUGAAAGCUAUCCUCGUUGUAUUCAUCUUGAUUCAAGUCUCACUAGCUCUCGAAUGUGUUCUCAACGCGGGAACGAGUCCGAAACUCCCAAGUCCUCCGCCAAUACUCAAAUGCGACUGUGGUAAUUAUUGUUCCAAAUUUCAAUACGAGGGUGACUACCUUUGGGGUUGCGGUUGUAUGAUCAAUUCGAAUACUGGCAAGGUUAUAAAUGCUUGCACGCACAAUGGCCUCAAUGAUGGUAUUAACUGCUGCUCUGGCAAUCUUUGCAAUAACAAGGAUCAAACAAGUAGCAACGAAAAUCUCCUGAUCAAGACUCUCGCCAAAGCCACUAAAAAUUUGAUGAAG
Messenger RNA from Mesorhabditis belari, 1083 nucleotides. The record is from the annotation of a GenBank genome assembly. NCBI's taxonomy places the organism in Eukaryota, Metazoa, Nematoda, Chromadorea, Rhabditida, Rhabditidae.